AUGUCUUACCAACAACAACAGUGCAAGCAGCCCUGCCAGCCUCCUCCUCCUUGUCCUCCCCCUAAGUGCCCAGAGCCUUGUCCUCCCCCACAGUGCCCAGAGCCUUGUCCUCCCCCAAAGUGCCCUGAGCACUGCCAGCCUCAGCCAUGCCAGCAGAAAUGUCCUCCUGUGCAACUUCCGCCAGCCUGCCAGCAAAAGUGCCCACCCAAGAGCAAGUGA
Molecule: messenger RNA, 219 nt
Organism: Onychomys torridus (southern grasshopper mouse)
Lineage: Eukaryota; Metazoa; Chordata; Mammalia; Rodentia; Cricetidae
Product: small proline-rich protein 2G-like
Exons: 2
Coding region: 1-219 (72 amino acids)
Cellular component (GO): cornified envelope
Source: RefSeq, a predicted model, not a curated record